AUGAUCUCCACAUACACAACCAUGUCUCCUCCCUCUUAUUCUUCCGAGCAAAUGUGCAAGAUGAACUUCAGUCCACUGCGAUCACCCUCACCAAGAAAACGUUUCAACGGUCACGAGCGAAACCAGUCUGAAGCCAUCCAACGCCCACGCCCCAUUAGCGUAGCAAGCAACUCAGUCAUGGUACAGCACGCAAAACGGGCCUCAAUAUACGUCUCAGACGCUUCCAUCUUACUCCAACAACGCACACCCAUGGCCUCACCAGUCUCACCAGCAGACUCCGGCAUGGCCUCACCAACCAGCGAGUCCUCCGAAGUUACCGACCACUACGCCAUCCUCGAACUCACACCCAUGGCCACCACGGACGAGAUCAGAGCUGCAUACCGCCGUCUACGUUCCGUUUACUUCGCCAACGAUGCAAAGAAGUACCGAGCACUCCAAGCAGGUUUCGACUGUCUAAUGGACCCGGAAGCUCGCCAAGCCUACGACGCAACUUACCAGCCAGCGCCAUCUUCGCUCUCGAGUAUCAGCGAAAUCUUGGACCAGGGAAAGCACUGGCGCAAAGAUAGCGCUCACGGUGACGAUCCAGCAGUUAUCCUGGAAGAAGAAGAGGAGGAGAAGGAAGAAGACCUACGGACUGACGACCCUAACUGGGGUCUUAAACGGUUUCAACCUGCUCACGAAUCACUGCUGGGGUCUGAGCCGUAUCUUUCCUAUGUCCCUGUACCUACACGUUCGCUGCCUACGUGUGGAUCGCCAAAGUAUGUCGGACAGUUUGCAGUGAACGCGUGGCCCAAUUAG
This is a messenger RNA of Alternaria atra, 798 nucleotides long. RefSeq lists its product as uncharacterized. The transcript has a single exon. The record is from RefSeq and is a predicted model, not a curated record. The coding region runs from base 1 to 798 and encodes 265 amino acids. Lineage: Eukaryota; Fungi; Ascomycota; Dothideomycetes; Pleosporales; Pleosporaceae.